Messenger RNA from Polypterus senegalus (gray bichir), 1822 nucleotides. RefSeq names its product NK3 homeobox 2 (gene nkx3-2). The transcript is spliced from 2 exons. The record is from RefSeq and is a predicted model, not a curated record. The coding region runs from base 251 to 1087 and encodes 278 amino acids. Gene Ontology annotation, cellular component: nucleus. Gene Ontology annotation, biological process: cell differentiation; regulation of transcription by RNA polymerase II. Gene Ontology annotation, molecular function: RNA polymerase II cis-regulatory region sequence-specific DNA binding; DNA-binding transcription factor activity, RNA polymerase II-specific. Lineage: Eukaryota; Metazoa; Chordata; Cladistia; Polypteriformes; Polypteridae.
UCUCAGGUAAGAAAUGAUACCCAAACUGACUGAAAAGCCGAGUAAAAGUGAAAUAAAGUUGGAUAGCUACAGUACAUCGAAGAGAGAGGAGCAGCGCUGUAUGCAAAAAGCGCAUUGCGCUUUGUUUCUUACGGAAAUGUCGUUUUCUUAAGCGACGAACUUUGCUUAUUGAAAGGGGACAGGGAGAAGUCGAGUGAAUCCAGCCUCUUGUACGCUAUAUGCCUUCUAACACCACGAAUAAUUUUGUAAAAUGGCCGUUCGCAGCAACACCCUAACUCCCUUUUCCAUCCAGGCAAUUUUGAAUAAAAAAGACGACAACCGGCAUCCUAGAGACAUGGGACUACAAUGCUUUCCUAAAUCAACGUGUUGGAAAAUGUUUGGGGAAGGGGAUGGCGUACCUGAUGAUUUUACAAACACGUGUAAAAUGGAAAGGGAAGCCGACGACCAGAGAAGUUACGACUCUGAUUCGAGCCUUGGCGAAGACAGGGAUUCCAAGGAACUUGCCGGGUGUAAAUCCGAGGCAGAAAGCAGGGACCUGUGCACGUCGGAGCUGCUAGAGAAUAGUCUGCAAGGAGACACCGAUCUGGAUUCGGCAGCAGCGGAAAGUGGACAGACCUUGAGCGACAGCGACCUAUCGGCAACAGUCUCCGAUCCUAAUCAGGCUGAGGACGGAACCUGCGACAAAAACACCGACCAGCCAAAGCAGAGAAAGAAGAGAUCGAGGGCCGCCUUCUCUCAUGCUCAGGUUUUUGAAUUGGAACGUCGGUUUAACCAUCAGAGGUAUCUGUCUGGACCCGAAAGGGCUGAUUUGGCAGCCUCCUUAAAACUGACGGAAACACAGGUCAAAAUCUGGUUCCAGAACCGUAGGUAUAAAACCAAACGUCGGCAGAUGGCAGCCGACUUGCUGGCUUCUGCUCCUACAGCGAAGAAAGUGGCGGUGAAGGUUUUGGUAAGGGAUGACCAGAGACAGUACGGCCCUGGAGAAAUUCUGAGACCCCCACUGCUACCCCUCCAACCCCAAUACUACUAUCCUUAUGCUUACUGCCUCCCUGCCUGGACAUUGUCGGCAUGCGCUGGCAACCAAUGAAGACAAAAACUGAAGUUGAGCACUAUUUAUUUUGUUCAGAUUGAAAUUCGUUACUUUACCACGUUUUCUUAAAAAAAAGCGAAGAAGAAGAAGAAGGAGGAAAGAAAAAAAAAAACUGCCCAGCGCAGACUGUUUCAUGGCAUCCAUGUGUUGACAGUUUACUGUUUUAUGGACUUUUAGUGGAAAUACUUCAGACUAUCUCUUGCAUCAUUAUCGUACAAAGGGAAUACAGGAGUUGGACUACAUCCCGUUUUAAGAAUAUCGUAUUUCAAACUGAGAACACUGCCUAAAUUUGUAGGCUUAAUGUUACAUAUUUCUUUUGUCGACUUUAUCUCAAGUUCGUGCCUGUUAAAUGUACCAGUAACAUAAAGGAGAACGAGGUCAGAUACUGUAGGAAAUGAUUCGUAUACUGAGAGAUGUUCCUGCUUUAUUUAAUGUGAUAUAGGGUAAGACCUUUCAGCACUUUUCCCCAUAAGGACGGCUUCUUCACUAUAAUUAAGUUAAAUUAUCCUUUAGAAAACAAAAACAUUUGCUGUCAUACUUUUGGAAGAGCAAAUAAGUAGGAUACAGUUUCCAAAUAUGUGCAGCUUGCCCUGGUGUAUAUAAAAAGAUAAUUGAGAAUAAUCAGCAUGUACAUAAAUAAUCCAACAAAUGUUCUAAAAUGUACAUUCUAGCACAUUUGUAUCACAAUUUUAACUUUUAAAAAUAAACUUUUUUUAUCAUCUCUUCUUUUAA